Messenger RNA from Vanrija pseudolonga, 741 nucleotides. RefSeq names its product Spermidine/spermine N(1)-acetyltransferase. Lineage: Eukaryota; Fungi; Basidiomycota; Tremellomycetes; Trichosporonales; Trichosporonaceae. Gene Ontology annotation, molecular function: acyltransferase activity, transferring groups other than amino-acyl groups. Bases 1 to 741 code for a protein of 246 amino acids. The transcript has a single exon. The record is from RefSeq and is a predicted model, not a curated record.
AUGCCGCCAGAAUACAACCCCCACACGCCCGGCGAAGUGAGCUACGCCGUCGCUGGCCCGGCCGACGCGACCGCCGUCGCGGCGCUCGUUGCGCGCGUGUGGACGCGCUUCUUCGGGCACUCGGUCUCGGCCGAGGACCUGGCACAGCACCUCGCGACGAGCCUGCACCCGGAUACGAUUGGCGAGGAGAUCGCCGACGGGGACAUGGCGUUUGUCAUCGCCACCGUGGACGCUGAGCGGAGCGAGGCGGCCGACGAGGCCGGGGACGUGUCCGCCGGCCCCGGGGCCAGCGCCGACGCCGACCGCGCCACACGGCACGCACGUUCGCCCGUCGUCCCCCUCGUCCCAGCGAUAACCGUCACCCCGUCGCCGUCGCCGUCCCCACGCCCUCCCUCUCCAGUGGACAGCACCCCCGGCGCCCGCACGCUAGUCGUCGGGGUCGCGCAAAUCGUCGCAGGCAGCACGGAGCCGUGCCUCACGCACCCCAGCCCCGUCGAGCUGCGGCGCUUGUACGUCGACCAAACGCAGCACGGCAAGGGGGUCGCCGACACGCUCGUCUCGGAAGCGGCCAACAUCGCCGCGCAGCGCUUCGGCGCGCAGUCGCUCUGGCUCGGCGUGUGGGAGGAUAACCCGCGCGCGAGGCGGUUUUACUCUCGCCUGGGCUUUGGCGAGGUCGGCGAGCACGAGUUUGUGGUCGGCGGCGCGGUGAGGCGCGAUAUCGUCAUGGAGCGGGCGCUGUAG